This is a messenger RNA of Postia placenta MAD-698-R-SB12, 7268 nucleotides long. Its product is annotated as glycosyltransferase family 5 protein. Gene Ontology annotation, biological process: fungal-type cell wall (1->3)-alpha-glucan biosynthetic process. The transcript has 20 exons. The record is from RefSeq and is a predicted model, not a curated record. Bases 1 to 7065 code for a protein of 2354 amino acids. NCBI's taxonomy places the organism in Eukaryota, Fungi, Basidiomycota, Agaricomycetes, Polyporales, Adustoporiaceae. Gene Ontology annotation, molecular function: alpha-1,3-glucan synthase activity. Gene Ontology annotation, cellular component: fungal-type cell wall.
AUGAGGGUGCGCACAGCGCUCCUCUCGCUCCUCGCCCUCGCCCACUGGGGCAGCGCCUCACCAUACAGGGAGGACCUCGUGGAGUUCAACAUCAACACCAACAAGACUGCGACGUCUGUGCUCGACUACUCGUACCCGCAGCGCUCUAACUACACGGCGUCGCCAGAAAACUGGCGGGCUCUCCCCUUCUAUACCAUUCUCCUGGACAAGUUUGCCGACGGAGAUCCCUCCAACAAUGAUUUCUUCGAAAGCAUGUACGAGUGGGACUGGCGGGAAACACAGCUGCGGGCCGGUGGUGACCUGAAGGGCAUGUUGUCAAAGUUGGACUACCUCCAGGGCAUGGGCGUGAGGGGUAUUUAUAUCUCCGGAACACCAUGGCUGAACAUGAUCUGGGAAGCGGACAGCUACUCUCCGCUGGAUUUCUCGGUCGUCGAUCCGCAUUACGGUAACCUCGAGGACUGGCAAAACGCGCUCGAUGAAAUUCACAGCCGCGGGAUGUACGUUGUACUUGAUUUCACCGUUGGAACGAUGUCGAAUCUGGUCGGUUUCCAAGGCUACCAGAACGUCUCUGCGCCAUUCAACAUCCAUGAGUACGAUGCCGUCUGGUUGGAUCCACAAUAUCAGCCUUGGGGUUUCGAACACUAUGUUGACUUCUCAUUUAACAACACGUACAACACGUCUUGCGAGAUGCCGACAUUCUGGGGCGAUGACGGUACAAUCGUCGACAUUGAUUGGAAUGGCGGUUGUUAUGCGUCCGAAUUUGACCAGUACGGUGACAUGGAAGCGUUCGGUGUUCACCCCGACUGGCAGCGUCAGCUUUCGAAGUUUGCCUCGGUGCAGGAUCGUCUGCGGGAGUGGAACCCCGAUGUCAUGGCCAAGCUGCAGAAGUUCGCUUGCAUGGCAAUCACUGCAUUUGACUUUGACGGUAUCCGUAUCGACAAGUCCACACAGAUGUCAGUGCAGGGCCUGGUGGACUGGACUCAAGCGACGCGUGAUUGUGCAUACAACCUCGGCAAGGAGAACUUCCUCAUCAUGGGCGAAGUCACCGGUGGAGAUUAUUUCGGAGCCUUGUACUAUGGUCGUGGACGCACACCUACGGAGCGCCCCCCGGGUUUCUUGCAGGCUGCCAACCUGACGAACGCAGAGAACCAAUACUUCAUCCGCGAGCAAAACCAAAACGGCCUCGACGGUGCUGCUUUCCACUACUCCAUCUAUCGUUCCCUUACACGUUUCCUCGGCAUGGACGGUAACCUCGAGGACGCGUACGACUUGUCUGGCAACUUCGUCAGCGCGUGGAACGAGAUGUUCGUUAACGACGACCUUUUGAACGCAUUUACGGGCAAGAUCGACCCGAGGCACAUGUUUGGGACGAGUAACUUCGAUAUCUUCCGCUGGCCCAGUUUGGAGAACGGGACGGCGCGCAGCGUCCUGGGUACCUUCAUCACGAAUCUAGUCAUGCCUGGUAUUGCCUUGUUGUAUUAUGGCGAAGAACAGAAUCUGUACCUAUAUGACAAUACAGCGAACAACUAUCUUUAUGGACGUCAAGCUAUGUUCAGUAACAAGGCAUGGCAGCGCCAUGGCUGUUAUACGCUCGGCUCGCAGCAGUACUACAACAUCCCCAUGGGUCGCUCCCUUAUCGGAUGUCAAGAUGACUGGAAUGCGCUCGACCACUUUGACCCUACUUCGGAUACUCGCCGCCUGUUCGCUCAGUAUCUGCACUUGCGCACGGUCUACAAUGCACUUCAAGACGGCUGGGAUCUCGUGCAGCGCGGCAACUGGACGUAUUACAUCGAGCGUCCUGGUUCCAAUGGCACUGCCACCGAGAUGGGUUUGUGGUCUGCCUCCCGUUCCGUGCUCCAAGGAAUCCAGACGCUGGCCGGCAACAACACUGACGAAAUUUGGCUGCUUUACGCCAAUAACAACGUGACCCAAACUUGGCAAUACGAUUGCAUGAAGGACCUGUGGAUUUCCUCGCCGUACACAUCUGGCACUACGGUCCGCAACCUGUUCUAUCCGUAUGAGGAGUACACCCUGGAGCAGUCUGGCCAGUCCUACUACAACAACAGCGUAGCACCCUGGUUCGGUUGUCUCAACAACGUCACGAUGCCGCCCUUCGGUUUCAAGGCGCUCGUUCCCGCUGACCAGUGGGUCCCGCCUCCACCAGCCAUCACACGAUUCUUGCCCGGCCACGAUGCGCGAAUUACCUCCUCUGACAACGACACCACGUUGGACAUCACGCUGGAGUUCAACCUGGAAAUGAAUUGCGAGGGCGUCACCGGCGCCAUCACGAUGAACAUGUCGUCCGCUGGGAACAUUACAGUGCCCACGAUCGAUAAAACCACGGUCAAGUGCGGCGCGGUCACAGAGCCGCAGCCGAGCGAGGUGCAGGGUGUGUCGCUGUCGAGCUGGUCAUGGUCCGCGACCGUCACCGGCGUGCCGGACGGGAUCCUCGAGAUUACGGUGACCAAUCCGCAGACGAACGAUGGGACCGCAUCGACGAAUAGCACCGAUCAUCUGCUCAUCCGCAAGGGCAAAGCGAACAACGUGAUGGUCUUCCCCGAUUCGGACUACGACACUGAUGGGCUGCAGUACAGCAACGGCCAGUAUAAGUAUGUGCACAGGGCGUAUGGCGCGGACAUGUUCCGGUACUCGUGGAACUUUGCGCAGAACUGGUCGAGCUGGCAGUCGUGGGAGGACGAGUCGACGAUCGCUGCGGAUGUCUUUGACAACUCGGACAACUGGUGGAAGGGCCAGCACAUCAUGGUGCAAUACUGGAGCUACUUGGCGCAGACAUCUAGCGUCGUAGUACACGCCGAUCACGACUACAGCAUCCCUCGUCGCGUACCUCAGUUCCUCGUACGUGGCGUAUACAACCAGUGGGGUAUCGACAAGGGUCUCCCGUACCAGAUGACUCAGAAUAGCAAGGGCCUCUGGGAGCUUGAGAUCAUGGACACAUGGCCUUCGUACGUGCAGCUGAACGUCUUCGGCUUCGACAACUACUUCUACGGUGAUGUCGACGGCGAUGGUGUCUUGGACCGUCUCCCGCCUAACACCCUGUCUCCUAACUACUUGAACAUGUCGGCGCCCCCGCAUCCUCAUCUUGCUUGGAACCUCGUCGUCGACGACGCCAACCUGACAUGGUGGCUGGAGCCUGUCGGCGAGUCCCUUGUUGGUGCCAUCUGCUUCGCGCUGUUGUUGGCUAUCCCCUUCAUCACGGGUGCUCUCGCUGUCGCCGUAUUCAUGUGGUCGUUCUACGGAAUCAAGUACAACAAAUGGGGUGUCAAGCCGAACAAGGAUCACAGCAACUACUUCCCUAUCAUUGGACACCUGGGUAACAGGUCAAAGUCUAACCUGCAUGAGCCGCAUACGCCUCUUACGGAGAAGAUGUUCGGGCACAAACACAACGCGGAGAUCAUUGGCUGGCCAGAGGACAAGAACAAACGCCGCAAGGUCCUCAUCGCGACCCUCGAAUACGAGAUCAUCGACUGGAAGCUCAAGGUCAAGAUCGGUGGUCUGGGUGUCAUGUCCAGUCUGAUGGGCAAGGCUAUGACUGAUGUCGACCUCGUGUGGGUCAUUCCGAAGGUCAAGGAUCUGGAGUACCCCGCUGGUGAACCCGCGGAGCCGAUUGAGGUCAUCAUCUUCGGCGAGCCGUACUUGAUCGAGGUCGAAACGCACGUCCUAGACAACAUCACCUACGUCAUUCUCGACAGCCCUGUGUUCCGUGCGCAGACGAAGGCUGACCCGUAUCCUGCCCGCAUGGACGAUCUCAGUUCUGCCAUCUUCUACUCGACGUGGAACCAGGCGAUCGCUGCGACGGUACGUCGUAACCCAGACAUCGACAUCUACCAUGUCAACGACUACCACGGCGCCCUUGCUCCCAUAUACCUGUUGCCCAAGGUCGUGCCGGUCUGUCUUUCGUUACAUAAUGCCGAGUUCCAGGGUCUCUGGCCGCUUCGCACCAAGGAGGAGAUGAAGGAAGUCUGCUCCGCCUUCAACAUCAGUAAGGAGCACUGUACCAAAUACGUGCAAUUCGGUAACACGUUCAACUUGCUCCACGCGGCUGCGUCUUUCAUCAGUGUGCACCAGAAGAGUAUUGGUGUCGCUGGUGUGUCUGACAAGUAUGGCAAGCGCAGUUGGGCCCGGUACCCGGCUCUUUGGACUCUCAAGCACGUCGACUCUUUGCCCAACCCUGAUCCCACAGAUAUCGCGGCGCUGGACGAGAAUCCUGUGUCUGUCCGGGACAUCCAGAUCGAUCAGGUCGCUGAAGCGGAACGGCCCGAGCACAAGCGACAGGCGCAGGAGUGGGCUGGCAUCAAACAAGAUCCCAAUGCAGACCUCUUCGUGUUCGUCGGUCGAUGGUCCAAGCAGAAGGGUGUGGAUCUCAUCGCGGAUGUCAUGCCAUCUCUGUUGGAGAAACGACCUUCCAUUCAGCUCAUCACUGUCGGUCCCGUCAUCGAUUUGUAUGGUCGCUUCGCUGCUGAGAAGCUUGCUCGCCUGAUGGAGCUGUACCCUGAUCGUGUCUACUCAAAGCCCGAGUUCACUGCACUGCCUCCUUACUUGUUCAGCGGUGCCGAUUUCGCUCUGAUUCCGUCUCGUGAUGAACCUUUCGGUCUGGUAGCUGUUGAGUUCGGCAGAAAAGGAGCUCUGGGUGUAGGUAGUCGGCUUGGAGGUCUUGGUCUCAUGCCUGGUUGGUGGUUCCCUGUUGAAUCAACGUCGGCAGAACACAUGAUGUCGCAGUUGACCAAGACAGUCAAGAUGGCCUUGAAGUCGACUGAAGAAGAACGAGCAAUGCUCCGUGCCCGAUCUGCUGUCCAACGGUUCCCUGUCGUGGAGUGGCGUCAGCGUAUGGAGGACUUCCAUAAACGCAGUAUCCAAAUGAGUCGCAACGUCGCCGGAUCAAACGCUUGGCGACCAUCCGAUGCUCAAACCUUCAACAUGGGCCAUGCAAUUUCUGAGACCGAUGAUUGGGAUCCUGAACAUCAAGCGUACCCGACCCAGCCAGAAUGGGAUGCGCGAAGCGUCAAUGACAGCCCUGGCCCUGCGAGCCCUGCGAUGCCUGGGUCACCAGGACAGUGGAGUCAGGAGACAUUGACUCCUGGCGGAGGCGAUGGCCACCUUGCCGCCCCAGCUCUGCGCCUUAUCCAAGACAGCCGCCGAGGCUCCUUCAGUACUGACAUCUCGGAGAAUGAAGGGGACUAUUUCUCUCAGCCAUCAGGCAACGCCGAGACAUCACAAGACUUUGGUAACUUCCUGGAAAGAGCAAACCGCACUAUAGCGCGUGACCAGAGGCAUGUCCCCGAUCCGUUCCUCGAUGCUGCUGCUCCAAAUAGACCAUUCGGCGCACAUUCGAGAAUCUCCUCAGUGGAGUCGAUAGCUUCGAUUGUCGAUGAAAAGCAAAACUCGCCGCUGAACAAGGCCAUCGCUUCGUUCACCGACGCCGAUGGCGGAGUAGCGCAAGAGUUCGCUCAAAAAUUGCAGAUGCUCAACUCGCACAACUCGAAGGGCGAGUUGUCUAUUGAGAAAUUCUUGACAAAGAGUGAAGAGGCCUUCUUCGACAAGGUCAAGAGGGAUCGUUUGUCCAGCGCAGCAAGCAUACGCUCUUCGCGCAGAGACUCGAUUUGGGGGACACCUGCACCAUCUACAUUGGAUCACUCUCGACCUUCAUCACCAAGCGCCCUCUCGUUUGGAGAUGGCAUGCCUUCGAUGGAUGGUUACAGCGGACCUCUCCCUAACGGCAAUGACAUCGUCAUCAUGUCGGGAUUGCAGAUUGCGAUGUCCAGGGAACUCUUCGGCUGGCCUCUUUACACCAUUGUCAUCGCACUAGGGCAGAUGCUCAGCGCGACAAGUUUCCAAAUCACUUUGCUCUCUGGUUCGAACACACAAUCCAACCUUCAACUAUACGUCCUAGGAGGUGUCUUCUUGGCAGCAUCUGCGGUUUGGUAUCCAUUGUUCCGCCUUAAGCCCUCUGUUUACGGUCUCUCGGCACCAUGGCUAUUCUUCGGACUCGCGUUCUUCCUGAUUGGACUUCCGUCGGUUACUUCUAGUCUCCAUUCUGCACAUUAUGCUCUAUCAAGUGCAGCGACCUGGGCAUACGCAGUUGCUUCGGCAGCGGCGUUCAUCUUCUUCGGUCUUAACUUCGGAGAGGAAGCGGGAGCGGCGACGGAGACGUGGACCAUGCGGGCUUGUCUUGUGCAGGGCUCACAACAGAUCUGGGUGGCAGCUCUGUGGUACUGGGGUUACGAAUUGAACACUGCUUCGUCGGGUAACAUGGGCCCGUGGUGGAUCGUACUCAUAGUCUGGCCAUUAUCGGUCAUAAGCUUCGUCUUCGCCUACUUGAUGCUCUACGGUCUGCCGGAUUACUAUCGUCAGUCACCGCCCAAGGUCCCUCAUUUCUUGAGAACGCUCUUCCGACGGAAAAUUGUGCUUUGGUUCCUCGGAUCUGAAAUCCUGCGCGACUACUGGCUGAGCGGACCGUAUGGGCGUAACUGGAGCUUCCUCUGGAACGUCGACAUCCCGAAGUGGCAGAUUCUUCUGCUCGUCAUCGGCUUCUUCAUCGGCGUUUGGGCGAUUCUGAUGCUAGGUUUGACGCAACUAAGUAAGACGCACACGUGGCUUCUCCCCGUCUUCGCAGUUGGUUUGGGUGCACCCAGAUGGUGUCAGAUGAUGUGGGGCACCUCCUCAUUGGCACUAUACAUUCCUUGGGCUGGCUCGGCAGGUCCCUACCUUGGUAUUUCUCUGUGGCUGUGGCUCGGUGUUCUGGACGCUAUCCAGGGCGUCGGUCUAGGCAUGAUUCUGCUGCAGACUCUGUCUCGACUGCAUGUCUGCGCCACACUUGCCUUCGCGCAAAUCAUUGGGUCCAUAUGUGUGAUGGUCGCGCGUGCGACCGCUCCCGACACCAUUGGCCCGGAAAGUGUAUUCCCCGAUGCUGCGUCAUGGAGUUUCUCGGACGGCCUCAAAGGGAGCCCAAUGGCAUCAGCGCCAUUCUGGGUCGCCCUCAUUUGUCAGCUCGUCAUCGUUAUUGGGUAUUUCUGGUUCUACCGCAAGGAACAGCUUGCACGCCCAUAAUCACGACCAUUGUACGAAGAGAUUAUUAGACACUGGUAUCUGCGCACGGACUUCUUAUAGUAUCUUCAUGGUAUCUCUAGCAGCAAAGGGACUGUUUGUUUGUGAUGGACUCUGUACUUGCGAUCAGUCGUUACGACACACGCUCACUAUACACCGUAUUAUAGGUUGGAUAUCCGGGGUAUAUUAAUGCAACACUACCUUGA